UUUGGAAGGGUAUACUUGAUUACGUUGUACUAGUACGGUAUGACCUUACGUAAAGCAGACGCUAUAUAUCCAGUCACCUUUUUUUCAAGUGUACAUCUUUUCGCAACCAAUUUUUCAUGUCUAUUAUUCUGAAUAGAAGGUCUACAGUCUAGUUUAUUCCACGUUACUAUCAAGUUCGAAAACUGGCUUUGACAUUAAGGACAUUAUUAAAGGCUUGUGUAAACUAUCGAUACCUUUACUAUAAAUGUUGCCAUGCCUCUAUUCCGGCGCUCAUUAGAUUAGAAUUGCCAGGUCAUAGGGGUCCACCAAACUAAAUUUAUCUUGGCACGUUUACGUUGCUGGAGGUUCUAAGGGUUCGUUAGCUGGCUGUUAAACAGGUACAAGGGUAUACUUUGCGUAAUAAAGUUAAACUUAGCACACUUUCUUAUUGCCAUAUACCGAUUCGUUUUUGUUCAGUUUCCUCUGAUGCUCUGAAGUUUGACCUUUUCCUGCAAAAGGCUUAAUUGUACCGUGUAGUACCAUUUAACGUUUUUGCCAACAUCGCUAUGUGCAGUGAUAAUCUGUUUUGACUCUGAUGUCGAAGAAAGUUCAAUUCGGCUAUUCUCCUAUCAGUCCCGUGCCAGUGGUGGUAUCGCCGAAUAACCAUGUGGGAGGUCACAACCUGAACAAUACACUUUCCCCUCCCACCCCCGACAUACAAAUGUCUAACACCUGCCGCAGGGGCACAACACCCUUCGUCAAAAGCAGGUCAAUUGAAUGCGGAAUGCUUGGAUCCGUGGACCGACAAAUGAAGAACUUCAUGCUAGUAAACAACGGGGAGAAGAUCGUGUACCCAAGCAGUGACAGAAUCACCAUUAACGUGUCGGGUAAAAUAUUCGAGACCUCCCUGGUGGAUCUGAACAAGUUUCCAGACACCCUGCUCGGGAAUCACGAUGCGAGGAAACAGUACUACGACAUUUUCCGCGACGAGUACUACUUCAACAGAAAUCAGAUUGCUUUUGACUCUAUUCUGUAUUACUAUCAAACAGGUGGGGACAUAUACCAACCUGAGGGGUUGCCCGACAUCGUUUUCGAAAGAGAGCUAGAAUUCUUCCAGCUGAUCGACGGUACUUGUGGUGAGUCACAAGGAGAGAGCCCGGAACCGGACAUGACUCAUAGCCAGCUUAUCAGUCAGUCGGUUGGAUUUCAGCGCUGGAGGUCCGCUUUAUGGGGUUUUGUGGAGUAUCCAAAGUCGUCCAUUCCAGCCCGAAUUUGGGCUUACAGUAAUAUACUCAUUAUCGUUAUCAGCGUGAUUAACUUGAUAUGGGAGAGUAUUCCAAAGUACCGAAACGAUACCAGCAUCGAAACCUUUUUUCAUAGUGGACACUGUCUGUGUGUCUUACUUCACACUUGAUUUGGUUCUUAGAAUUAUAAGCACACCGAGUUUAGGGAAUUUCCUAAAAGUUGUUCUUAACUGGUUUGAUUUCCUCGCUAUUGUGCCAUUUUACGUCGAACUUAUUGUCGGAAGAGAGAGUGCAUCAGGCUUGGCAGCAUUCAGAAUAUUAAGGUUAUUCAGGAUAACGAGGCUAUUCAAACUUAUACGCCACUCUUCGAGGAUGAUGCUGAUGAUGGAGGUGGUGAGCAGCUGUUUAUCAGAGCUGGGGAUGCUGUUUCUUACCUGGGUCAUGGGAACCCUCAUCUUCGGAACCAUAAUGUUUUAUAUUGAGGAAAGUGCCGAAUCAGACUUCAAAAGUAUUUUACACGCGUGCUGGUGGGCGGCAGUUACCAUGACGACAGUCGGCUACGGAGAUCUCUAUCCCAAAACUCCUCUCGGUCAAUCUGUUGGCUCUAUUAUCCUCUUCCUUAGCAUGAUCUACAUCGCCCUACCAAUGACACUAAUAGUGAGCAAGUUCAGCUCCACGCUCCAAGCCCAUCAAGAACAAGUCUCUGAGAAGCGCAGAAAGUUUAAGAAAAUUCCCAAUAAAGACCAUCAUGCAGGAUUCUUUUGAUAAAAUGGGGGAUAAGGUGUAGAUUUCUACCUGCAAUAUCAAACAUACAACUACUAGCUAAUCAGUUAUAUCACUAACGGGAUCGCAGUUCAUCAUUUAGCAAGAUGGAUAAGAGGCUGACUAAAUGAAUGUAUUAUUUUGAUACGAACACUGCUGCGCGUGAGAAAGGUUUGUUUGAGACAUGCCCAACCUCUUCAGCCGAAUAAUCUGGGUUGAAAUUUAACCUAACAUUUCUUACAGUUGCAAAGGUCUAUUGUCUACACUCUACAGUCACAUUUAGACGGUUUGACGAUAUCGUAUCUUUAUUGGAUAUGUUUAUUAUAAUCAGUUUUAUAAAUGAAUUAGGGACGCUGAUCCAUUACGUUCCAUCUCGGCAAAGGGGGUUAUUUUUCCUUUUUCCCGACAAAAGUUUUGCAUGAAUUUUUCAGAGUAUUAGUCGAUUCUUGAAAAUCAAUGAAACGUUUAUAUGGGUAUGACGUUUGUCAUUUGAACACUAAAUCGCAAAAACGGCAAGAUUUCUAUAGUUUUAUUGGAAAAGUACACGCUGUGCAUGCCCCGAGGUGUGUUUCUGAGAAUGUUCUGCACACUUUGCAGUCUCUGCUGAUGAUAAAUGCUUAUUUCAACAGUUAUACCAGUUUUAUAUCAUAUAUUUACGUCGCCUCACUUGCAUGAAUAAUAUCAUCUGGAUAUAUUCCACGCGGAAAUUUCCAUGGGUACAGAAGUUAUUAUAUUCUUAGAGAAAGUAGACAAUGUAAUCUGUCUGGUCUAUUUAUCUAAUUGGUAAAUUGAGUAAUC
Bolinopsis microptera is the source of this 2783-nucleotide messenger RNA. RefSeq names its product potassium voltage-gated channel subfamily A member 6-like. The transcript is spliced from 11 exons. Gene Ontology annotation, biological process: protein homooligomerization; potassium ion transmembrane transport. The record is from RefSeq and is a predicted model, not a curated record. Bases 575 to 1393 code for a protein of 272 amino acids. Gene Ontology annotation, molecular function: delayed rectifier potassium channel activity. NCBI's taxonomy places the organism in Eukaryota, Metazoa, Ctenophora, Tentaculata, Lobata, Bolinopsidae. Gene Ontology annotation, cellular component: membrane; voltage-gated potassium channel complex.